Molecule: messenger RNA, 2589 nt
Organism: Sander lucioperca (pikeperch)
Lineage: Eukaryota; Metazoa; Chordata; Actinopteri; Perciformes; Percidae
Product: endothelin receptor type B-like
Exons: 8
Coding region: 461-1693 (410 amino acids)
Biological process (GO): enteric nervous system development; regulation of blood pressure; G protein-coupled receptor signaling pathway
Cellular component (GO): membrane
Molecular function (GO): endothelin receptor activity
Source: RefSeq, a predicted model, not a curated record
CGUCCAGACAGCAGAGUGGAAGGAUGCUCGGGUCUGUGAUAUGAUUGGCUGUCUCUGCAGCCUCCCGGCUCGCGGCUAUAAAAGAUCGCAGAGUCCCUCGGUGCGUCAGAGCUCAGCCGGAGCGGGCAGCAGACGGUCCUGACGCACAGCUGGACACAGCGGAAACUUUCACUGCUGGAAGAAGAACUCGUAAUUAUUCACCGAGCAUCAGGCCAAUUAGUGGAACUCUGUUGGAAUAUUGAUCGGGAAACUUUGAGCACACCACAACACCGCGGACAAACGGAGUCAAACGCUGCCAGGCCCGGAGCAAGACCUGAUGUGUGGAUGUGUGUGAACAUGUGUGUGUGAGUGCCUUUAAGCGUGUGUUUUUAGACUGCUUGAGUGAGCGAACAUCUUGCUGUGUGAGUGUGAGUGUGAGUGUGAGUGUGAGUGUGAGUGUGAGUGUGAGACUCGUGCGAGGAUGAGGGUCGUCACCGCUCUGCUGUGUCUCCUGCUGGUCGCCCAGGUCGGAGCCUCUAGGUUGGUCCGCGACACCCAGGGCAGCCCCCAAGCUUCAGAACCGUCCAAGAACAACGCCUCUGUCCCGCUUCCGCCCCCACAGCCGCGAGGCUUCUUCCCCCCCAUGUGCAUUAAGCCUACGGAGAUCAAGCACGCCUUCAAGUAUGUGAACACCAUCGUGUCCUGCCUGAUCUUUGUGGUGGGGAUCAUCGGCAACUCAACGCUGCUCAGGAUCAUAUAUAAGAACAAGUGUAUGAGGAAUGGACCCAAUGUCCUGAUCGGCAGCCUGGCUCUGGGGGACCUGCUUUAUAUUAUCAUUGCCAUUCCCAUCAAUGUGUUUAAGUUAAUAGCCGAGGACUGGCCGUUCGGUGUGUACGUCUGUAAGUUGAUGCCGUUCAUCCAGAAAGCUUCGGUUGGAAUCACCGUCCUCAGCCUGUGUGCCCUCAGUAUUGACCGCUACCACGCUGUGACGUCAUGGAGCAGGGUGAAGGGGAUGGGGAUCCCUCUGUGGAAAGCAGUGGAGGUGACUCUGAUCUGGCUGGUUGCUGUGGUGCUCGCAGUCCCUGAGGCGCUGGCAUUCGACAUGCUGGAGAUGCCGUACAGAGGCAACAAGCUGCGCGUGUGUCUGCUGCAUCCAGAACAGACGAGCAGCUUUAUGAAGUUCUACCAGGACGUGAAAGACUGGUGGUUGUUUGGCUUCUAUUUCUGCUUCCCACUGGCCUGCACAGCAAUCUUCUACACACUCAUGUCCUGCGAGAUGCUCAGUCGCAAAAAAGGCAUGCGCAUCGCACUCAACGACCACAUGAAACAGCGGAGGGAAGUAGCGAAGACGGUGUUCUGCCUCGUGUUGAUUUUUGCUCUCUGCUGGCUGCCCCUUCAUCUCAGCCGUAUUCUAAAGAAAACAAUCUACGACCAAAGUGACCCCAACCGCUGUGAACUUCUCAGCUUCCUGUUAGUGAUGGAUUACAUCGGCAUCAACAUGGCCUCCCUAAACUCCUGCAUCAACCCGAUUGCCCUCUACUUUGUCAGCCAGAAGUUUAAAAACUGCUUUCAGUCAUGCCUGUGCUGCUGGUGCUACAGAACGUCUCCCCUGGAUGAGCGAGGUUCAGGAGGACGCUGGAAGGGCUCCUGUCACGGGAACGGACUAGACCGCUCCAGCUCCCGCUCCAGUCAGAAAUACACAAGCUCUUCAUAAACACACACACACACGCACGCGCAUACACACACACACACACACACACACACACACACACUUCUUCUGCCAAACCCAUGUUCCCAUCAGCUCCCAUCACGGAGGAACAGCUGCCACUGCCAACAGACCAACGAGGAGGGGGAAAAUGGAGCGAGGUAGAAGUCACUCCUUCAGGACUCACAGCGGAUUCAAAGACUCAAAAAACAAAAGGACGGACCCAAACUGAUGAAUAAAAUAACCGGACUGUACCUGUUCAGGCUGUAAUACUAACUGCCAACACUUAUGAUGGAACCAAGCCUACAUGAAUCUGUUCAUACUGCGACACUGAGGCUUGUGUUCAGCGGAUUAAAAGUCUCUCAGUGGACCAACAUUGUCAAUACGUUUAUAAAGAAUGUUUAUUACGAUACUACGAUUAUAUCUAGCCGUAGUGCUUCAUGUAUGAAUAACAGCUCUGAUAAGACUACAUGUUGAAGCUUUAAUACCUCACAGGGAAAGAUAGAGGGAAACUGUGACCCUGAGAUAUUUUCUAAAAGAUUUUUUUUGUGUAUAAAAAUGUACCUCUGCAUAUAAGCACAAUCAAAAGCUGAUUGUCUGACAAUCAACAUGUAUACAACUGCUGAGCUACCCGACGCCCAUGUGCCCUGGUGACAUCAUGCCAGAGUAAAAUGGGCCCCACUGUCAUGUGGAAGGCCAAUAAUCAGAAUCUUUUUAAAUCUGGAAAUCAUCGCCGUUUCAAGUCAUGUGGAGGCCAGCUGUUGUCUGAGAACACUGACAAAUACCAGAUGAUUCCCAUCAUGCUACACAGAAGAGAUCAUUUAUUAGUACUUUUAUUGUUGCGGUAUUCAUUUUGUUGUACGUGUUUCCACUGUAUAUAAAGUCUUAUAAACCUGUCUCUUACA